GGAGCCAGUAGAGAGGGCGGGAACGGGGUCCCCCGGCGCUGCCUACUGUGUGCAGCACCGGCUGCACCGAGCGGAGCCAUGAGUUGGACCUGCCCGCGUUGCCAGCAACCUGUUUUCUUCGCGGAGAAGGUGAGUUCCCUGGGCAAGAACUGGCACCCCUUCUGCCUGAAAUGUGAGCGUUGCCACAGUGUCCUGUCCCCAGGAGGGCAUGCGGAGCACAACGGGAGGCCAUAUUGCCACAAGCCAUGCUAUGGGGCUCUCUUUGGACCCAGGGGGGUAAACAUUGGUGGUGUGGGCUCCUACCUCUACAACUCCCCCACUCCGACUCGUGCCAGCACCACGCCCCUCAGCCCCAGCAGCUUCAGCCCCCCCAGGCCCCGGACUGGCCUCCCCCAGGGCAAGAAAAGUCCUCCCCACACGAAGAUGUUCACUGGGGAGACCUCGCUGUGUCCCGGCUGUGAGGAACCUGUCUAUUUUGCUGAGAAGGUGAUGUCUUUGGGCAGAAAUUGGCACCGACCCUGUCUGAGGUGCCAGCGCUGCCGGAAGACCCUGACUCCUGGGAGUCAUGCUGAGCAUGACGGCGUCCCCUACUGCCACAUUCCCUGCUACGGCUACCUGUUUGGCCCCAAAGGUGUGAACAUUGGUGAUGUGGGCUGCUACAUCUAUGACCCCGUGGAGAUCAAAUCCGAAUGAGAUAUUCACAGAAGAGGACAACCUAACUUAGGCCUCCCACCCUCCCUCCAUGGUCCAAUGGGAGCUACAGAAUUCUCCAGUCCCAUGGAGGUGGGAAAAGGUAGAAUUCUGGCUGCCUGGGCCUCAGCUCCAUGUAGACCAGAAAGUCUACACUUUCUCUGUGAAUUCCUCCCUUUCCCUUUCCUAUCUGGUCAUGGGACUCCGCCACCCCGUGUUGAAGGGUAGCCUCCUGGCCUUCCCAAUCGCUUUCCCCACCAAAUUCUGUAACUUCAAGGUAAUCAUAAAACUUGCAUUUAUUCUGGUUUCUCCAAUAAAAAUGUUGGCUCCCAUGCCUUCAACUCUUCUUUGCGCAUGAGGCCUAGACAGUGUGUUGGAGGGUGGGGAGUGGGAGUGUGGGGGUGAGGGAUGCAUUACCCGCAAAGUGCCAGUGAGGGAGCAGGCCAGCCAGGGAGCAACGAGCACUAUUCGCCUGGUCCCCUGGCCCUGGCAUUGGGCCGCCCCCAGCACCACACGUGGAACAGCGUGCCCACCAGCUCUGUUGGUACCAGAAGUCAUCAUCAGACAGUCCCUCCUUUAGCACCAUCUCUGGAAGCCCCUUAUUCAGCAUCUCAUUGAGCAUGACAACAGAUAGAUCCUGCAGUGAGGUCUGUUAAGAGGUUUCAGUAUCCAUUUGAGAGAGAAACAGACUGAGGCCCGAAGAGGGAAAGCCACAGGCCCAAGGUCACACAGCAAAUCGGUGGCAAAGCUGGGAUCAGAAGCCAGGGCCAGAGUUCAGUGGCUUCCCAUCCAGGGCUCGUCCCACAGCUCCAUGCUGCUGCCCCAACCCAAGGGGCACUUUUAUGUACAGAAUUGCCCCAGCCAUGAAAGGGGUGCCAGAAUUCUCCAGCAGCCCAUUCAUUCUAGGAAGUCACCCUAUUGCUGCUGGAGGCUGGAUGAGCACAGAGAGGGGCAUUGGUGGCAACUCCUGCCCCAGGCAGGGGGCUCAACGCCCCCAUCCCCGGUCACAGGGCCUGCCUUCUGCUCUCCCAGCCCCUGAGGCAGAACUUCUG
Messenger RNA from Rhinolophus ferrumequinum (greater horseshoe bat), 1742 nucleotides. RefSeq names its product cysteine rich protein 3 (gene CRIP3). Lineage: Eukaryota; Metazoa; Chordata; Mammalia; Chiroptera; Rhinolophidae. The transcript is spliced from 8 exons. The record is from RefSeq and is a predicted model, not a curated record. The coding region runs from base 79 to 693 and encodes 204 amino acids.